Messenger RNA from Lagenorhynchus albirostris (white-beaked dolphin), 1051 nucleotides. RefSeq lists its product as uncharacterized. NCBI's taxonomy places the organism in Eukaryota, Metazoa, Chordata, Mammalia, Artiodactyla, Delphinidae. The transcript has 5 exons. The record is from RefSeq and is a predicted model, not a curated record. Bases 1 to 921 code for a protein of 306 amino acids.
AUGGUGACCCCGGCCCCUCCCCCAGCCGCGGGACUGCCAAGAAGUGAGAGAGUGCAGCACCGGGGGCCGAGGAGAGAGAGCGAGAAGAGCCGGUCCGAGAUUUGCCGGGGCCGGGCGCGGGGGGCGGGGGGGGUUGAUAGAAACGUGGGGAAGUCGGUGGGUUUUGUUUUUGUUUUGUUUUGUUUUGUUUUCCCUGCGACGUGUCGAGUCCUCCGGCCCCGGCGCGAGCCGCACACGCCCCCCGGGGCAGGGGCUCUGACGGUCAAGUCCGCGCGGACGACGCAGUCGCUGCAGCUUCCGCGCCGGGAACCCACCUGUCCGCACCCGCGGGCUGAGCCUCUGCGGUUGGAUGUAGACGGGGGCCAGUUGUCCAGCCCAGCAGCCACCAGCCGGAAUGGAAGUGCUGAGGUGUUGAGAAGUGAAAAUGGAAGAAGGGAGAGGACCAAAGCCUUGGGGUGCAGCCCUGCCCCACUCCCAGAUGUUCCUUUAGGCCGCUUGCCCCGUGCGUCCAUCAACCCACCCCACCUUUCCCCAUCUGGGCUCCAGGUCCAGGACGUCCUGCCGAGAUCAGUGGGGCAAAAGGGUAAUUAUUACAUCAUCCUUGACAGGAAGACUGAGGGAUGGUUCCCUUUGAUCAAUUCCAAGACACAGACCGACAAGGCCUGGGGAAGUAGGGUGGAGAAAGGAGCAGAAUGCCUCCGCCUGGAUAGGAAAGCAAAUCACGUGUGUCCCUCGCUCAUCUCCAGCCAAGGCUAUAGUGUGAGUAGAAAGCUCUGGAAACACAGUGGCUCUCUUAUAGAUCACAGCAGCUGUUUUAUCAAGUAUGCUGUGAUGUUGGCCCUACCUGCAAAAUAUGAUAAAAUGAAAUCACCAAUGGCUCUUCCAAGAAAAGCAGAAAAUCAACAAAGCACUAUCAACUGAAGUUCUUUUAUUCCCUAGGUAGUGUUCAAUUUAUUCUGCAUUUUGAAAUUUUAUCUUGAUAUUACUUGCCACCUACAUACCUCAAAGAGGUAUUGUAAGGAUUAAAAUAAUGUCUUAAAGUGCUUUGAAA